Leptosia nina is the source of this 519-nucleotide messenger RNA. NCBI's taxonomy places the organism in Eukaryota, Metazoa, Arthropoda, Insecta, Lepidoptera, Pieridae. The record is from the annotation of a GenBank genome assembly.
AUGGGAUGCACGGUCGGUGACGUGUGGGCCCGAAGCCGGUUACCUGAAGCUGUUGGCUUGAUGCUGCUGCAAGGCGAGGGCCGGGAGCGGCCAGCUAUGGAGGACGACUGCUCUGCUAGGCCGUGUGCCACUGACUUUUCUAUCGCUGCUAUUAUGGCUAGGGACAGGCAGGAGAGGCGAGAGAGAAGAAGGCAUAGAGACCCCAGAGAGGAUACUUUAACUCCUUUAGAGAAAUUCGUUGAUGCCACAGCAUCUGCUUCUGGGUCUCCAUCGCCGCCACUUGCUGAUUUUGAACGAGAUUCGCCCGUAGACGUCUCGUCAACCUCUGAAGCGGGCUCUAUGAGUGGAGCACCGGGCGGCUCCAGGACCUUAUCGCCAACACCACGAAACCCUCAGUUGGUUGAGCGGUGGUCUAGUGACGAAAUGAAACACAUACAGUGUCAUCUUGAAACUAAGGAACUGUGGGAUAAAUUCAACGAACUGGGAACUGAAAUGAUUAUCACCAAGACUGGAAGGUAA